GCCAAUCACGUGCUAGGCGCGGUCGCUAGGGCCGAUUGGCGCAGGGGCCAACGUCAUAGGGAAAUUGGAUACUUGUAGCUUCUGCACCCGGUUUUCUUUUGCGUCGUCUUGUGUGCAGCGAGCCUGCUCUGCUCAGUUCCUAGAGCGUCCAUCUUCUACUACGCAAAAGUCUCCUCAUUCGAUAUCCCUAGGGUGCGCGCGACCGCCAAAUCGCCCAUUAUGUCGUCUACCGGUGGACAAACUGGCAAUGCCACCAACAAAUCGUCAAACUCCCUGUCGGGCAUGAUCUCGACCUUGAUACCUGCUGCACUUCUGGCAGGCGCCUUCGUCGUCGCCUUCAUCAUCGCCCGCAAGUACUUCCGCAGGGUGUACGCGCCAAGAACCUAUCUUGACCACCUGGGCCAGCAGAGGCAGACGCCAGCGCCGAGUGGGGGCCUCUUUGGCUGGAUAAAAGAUUUCAAGAACCUCAAAGACGAGUACAUCCUGGAUCAUCAGUCAAUUGACGGCUACCUCUUUGUGCGCUUCUUCAAGGUCCUCAUCGUUAUCACCCUCUUUGGCUGUCUGAUCACAUGGCCCGUCCUUUUCCCCGUCAAUGCCACUGGUGGCGCUGGACAGCAGCAGCUCGACCUACUCUCUAUGAGCAACAUCAACACCGAUGGUCGUAACAUCAACCGCUACUAUGCGCAUGCCAUAGUCUCGUUCAUCUUCCUUGGAUUCAUCCUCGUCGUCGUCGCCCGCGAGUCAUUCUUUACAGUCAACCUGCGCCAGGCAUAUCGCCGAUCGCCCUACGGUGCUAGCCGUCUAUCUUCGCGUACCAUUCUCUUUACCAAUGUGCCCACUACACUUUCGCAGUCGGCGCUGUUCGAGAUGUUCACGGGUGUCAAGCACGCCUGGGUUGCCUCCAACACCAAAGAGCUGGACAAGCUGGUCGAAGACCGCGACAAGACCGCUUUGAAGCUAGAAACAGCCGAGGUUCAGCUGUCGCGUGAUGCAAACUUGAACAGAAUCAAGGCCGACAAGGGCAAGAAGCACUUCGUUGCAGGAGACGUGGCCGACGGCACCAAGUGGAUUGACCCCAAGAAGCGACCCACUCACAAGCUCAAGUUCCUUAUCGGCAAGAAGGUCGACACCAUCGAGUACGGACGAUCGCACUUGGCCGAACUCCUUCCCAAGAUCACGCAAGAGCAGGACAAGCAUUGGAACGGACAAGGCGCCCUUGUUGGUGCCGUUUUCCUCGAGUUCGAUACGCAGAGACACGCCCAGGACGCUUGGUUGAUGAUGCAAAAGAAGAAGACGAAGCCCAAUAGCAAGCUACAAGCUCGCCAGCUUGGUGUCAUGCCUCAGGAGGUCGUGUGGGGCAACCUACGCAUCAAGCCCGCCGAGCAUUUCGUCCGAUGGGCUGCCGCAACCGCCUUUAUCUGUGUCAUGAUCAUUUUCUUUGCGGUUCCAGUCGGUUUCGUUGGUAUCAUCUCCAACAUCAACUAUCUAGCCGACCGUUUCAGCUGGCUUGAAUGGAUCCUCAAAAUUCCUCAAGUCAUUCUUGGUGUCAUCACUGGUUUGCUACCUGCUGUUAUGCUUGCCGUUCUCAUGGCUCUAGUACCCAUCUUCUGUCGCCUCGUGGCCAAGCUGGCUGGUUAUGUCACGUACAGCCAGAUCGAGUUGAAGACUCAGAGCUGGUACUUUGCCUUCCAGGUCGUCCAGGUCUUCCUCGUCGCUACCUUAACAAGCGCCGUUACGUCCGUAAUCAAUGACGUCCUUAAAAACCCCGGCAUUGUCCUCAAGCUCCUUGCGCGGAACCUGCCAAAGGCUUCCAACUUUUACAUCAGCUACUUCAUCCUUUUGGGGCUCUCUUCCGCUGCUGGAACGCUUCUCAACAUUGGUGGUUUCGUUGUAGUUGUACUCCUCGGUCGCGUUCUUCCCGGAAAGACUCCUCGCAAGAUUUUCGACAAGCUCACUAAGCUCUCUGCGCCCUCAUGGGGCUCGGAGUUCCCCAAGUGGACCAACUUGGGUGUUAUUGCUAUCACCUACUCCGGCAUUGCUCCGCUCAUGUUGGGGUUUGCUCUUGUGGGGUUCAGCCUCAUUUACGUUGCCUUUAGGUACAACUUCCUCUACGUCUACGAAACCGACCUCGACACCAAGGGCGGGGCAUACCAGAAGGCCUUGCGUCAGCUGCUUACUGGUGUGUACCUCUCGGAGAUCUGCUUGAUUGGCCUGUUCGCCAUUGCCACCGCCGAUAAUAUUCAGGCUGUUGGUCCUCUUGCGAUCAUGGCUCUCUUGCUCGCCCUUACCAUUCUUUUCCAUGUUACUCUUGGAGCAGCUCUUCGCCAUGAAGAAUCUCGUCUCGCAUACACUGACCCAGCUGCCUUCAACCACCUCCCAACCAACGGACACCACGAGGACGGCCUGAACGGCGAAAAAGUCACCGGUGAGAACAGCAACACCUCGGAACUCACUCCCCGCGCCUCCCGCAUGCCCGCCUUCCUCCGCAAAAUCUUCAACCCCGAGCGCCACUCCAUCCACACUCUCUCUGCUUCGCUCGACCAGUUCUACCACUCGCCUCAGCAGCCACUCCCCGUUGAGAUCCAGAAGCGUGCCUUCUUCAACCCGUCCGUCACAAGCCCGACACCCGUUUUGUGGAUCGUGCGCGAUGACAUGGGAAUUAGUGCACGCGAGAUUAGGGAUUCGAAUAAGGCUGUGCCCGGCCUUCAAAUGACCGACGAGCAGGCCACUUUCAACGAGAAGGGCAAGGUGUACUGGCACGGCGUGGACGAUGGAAAAUCAAGAGAAGCUCCCGUAUUCGACGAGAGAAUCGUUUACUAGUGGUGAGACGAUGCGGAUGGAAGUUUGGGGGAAGAAAAAUUGGACGGAUCUUGGAGUUUGAUACCCUCGGGGAUGCUAAUGGAAUGAUGAUGAUGACGGAGUAUAUCACAUUACAUCCCUUGGGUCAUACACAUACCCACACUUGGUUUUGGUCCUGUGUUUGGCUCCAUAAAAUCGCUUCGUAACGAUUGUGCGUGUGCGGUUUUUAGAUGAGCGAAGGAUGGCUGGCUAGUUUUUAAUCUUUUGUCUUGUUUUCCUUUUUAUCUUUCUACGAGUACCCCGAUACCAGAUACAUGCAGUAAAUAGUUGUAAUGAAAAGACUAGCCUCGCCUCCGCAUCU
Messenger RNA from Cucurbitaria berberidis CBS 394.84, 3160 nucleotides. Its product is annotated as DUF221-domain-containing protein. Lineage: Eukaryota; Fungi; Ascomycota; Dothideomycetes; Pleosporales; Cucurbitariaceae. The record is from RefSeq and is a predicted model, not a curated record. The transcript is spliced from 4 exons. Gene Ontology annotation, cellular component: plasma membrane. Gene Ontology annotation, molecular function: calcium-activated cation channel activity. The coding region runs from base 220 to 2820 and encodes 866 amino acids.